This is a messenger RNA of Hippocampus zosterae (dwarf seahorse), 2726 nucleotides long. RefSeq names its product semaphorin-4B-like. The record is from RefSeq and is a predicted model, not a curated record. The transcript has 16 exons. Gene Ontology annotation, biological process: negative regulation of axon extension involved in axon guidance; neural crest cell migration; axon guidance. Lineage: Eukaryota; Metazoa; Chordata; Actinopteri; Syngnathiformes; Syngnathidae. Gene Ontology annotation, molecular function: chemorepellent activity; semaphorin receptor binding. The coding region runs from base 16 to 2502 and encodes 828 amino acids.
UCAGCUUCCCCUAAAAUGUCCAAAAGUGCAGGCUUGUCCGAAGUGGGCCGCCGCCGCCGCCUUUUGUUCCGAGGAGGAGGAAGAGGCCGCGCUCGCCAUGGCGUGCGCCCAGCCGCCGGAAGCUACGAUGAGAUGGUUCCGCAAUUUCUGGACGCCACGUCGUUAACGAGCCACACAAAAGUGUGCUGUCCUGGAUGCAUGUGUGAGAUGCCGUGCCAGCCAGUUGGGCAGCCUCCUGCCUGCGGGGGCUUCUUGGCCGCUCGUCACCUCUUGACCGAGAGCGUCGGAGCUGUUCUGCCCAAAGAUGCAGAGGAGAGAAGGUGCCCGAGGUUCUCGGGGGGCGGGCUCUUCAACGUCACGUCGCUCCUGCUCAGCAAAGAGGACGGCGCGCUCUACGUGGGCGCCCGCGAGGCUCUCUUUGCCCUCGACCCCGCCGACAUUGGCGCGCGGGAGCGCCGGCGAAAGCUGCCGUGGAAAACGCCGGACGAGAAGCGACGCGAGUGCAGUUUCAAAGGAAAAGACCUCCAAACGGAUUGCUUCAACUACAUCAAGAUCUUGCUGCGGCUCAACGGCACCCGGCUGUACGUGUGCGGCACGUACGCCUUCAGCCCCGUCUGCGCCUACGUGGACACGGCCAGCUUCACCUUUGUCGCGAGCGGCUCGGGCGAGGCGCUCGCGGAGGACGGGCGCGGCCGCUGCCCGUUCGACCCCGAGUUCAGGUCCACAGCCGUCAUGGCCGACGGAGAGCUGUUCGCCGCCGCGGUCGGCGACUUCCAGGGAAACGAGCCGGCCAUUUCCAAGAGUCUUGGCCGAGGAGCCGCCCUCAAAACGGAAAGCUCCCUCAACUGGCUUGAAGAUCCGGCCUUCGUUGGCUCCGCCUACAUCCCGGAGAGCCUGCCCCGGGACGACCCGGCGGGCGACGACGAUAAGAUUUACUUCUUCUUCAGCGAGGCGGCAACGGAGUUGGACUUUGUUGACAACGCGGUGGUGUCGCGCAUCGCUCGCGUGUGCAGGGGAGACGCGGGGGGGGAGCGGGUCCUGCAGAAGAAGUGGACCACCUUCCUCAAGGCGCAACUGUCGUGCUCGCUGCCCGGCGACGGCUUCCCCUUCAACGUCAUCCAGGACAUGUUUGUGCUGACGCCCGACCCGCUCGCCUGGAAGGAGACCGUCUUCUACGGGGUCUUUGCCUCUCAGUGGUCCAACGGCGGCACGGGAACUUCGGCCGUGUGCUCCUUCACCAUGGAGCAGGUGCGGAAAGCCUUCGACGGCCGAUACCGCCGGCUCAACCGAGAGACGCGGCAGUGGUCCACUUUCAACGGAGCCGUCCCGGAGCCCCGGCCGGGAUCGUGCAUCACCAACGCGGCCCGCAAACGAGGCGUCCUCUCGUCGCUGCACGUGCCGGACAAGGCGCUGAAUUUCGUGAAGGACCACUUCCUCAUGGACGAGGUGCUGCGCGGCCAGCCGCUGCUGCUCAACCGCCGCGCGCGCUACACGCGCAUCGCCGUCCAUCACGUGGUGGCGGCGGCGGCGCCGCGCCGGGCCUACCGCGUGCUCUUCGUCGGCACAGAUGACGGGCGACUCCACAAAGCCGUGAGCGUGAAGAAGAAGAUGCACGUGAUCGAGGAGCUGCUGCUCUUCCGUCACUCGCGGCCCGUGCGCCACCUGCAGCUGGAUGCGGAGAAGGGUCUUCUGCACGUCUCCACUUUCUCCGAACUGGUCUCGGUCCCGCUCGCCAACUGCAGCAAUUACGCCGGCUGCGGGGACUGCAUCCUCUCCAGGGACCCGUACUGCGCCUGGAACGGCAGGCGCUGCGUCGAGGUCGCGCGGGCGCCGCCCAACCGCUUUCUGCGGCAGGACGUGGUCAACGGCGACGCUCGGGCCGUUUGCGACCAGACGGCGGCCGGCGGGCGCUUCGCCGAGUCUGCGCGCGCACGGUCGCGGCCUUGCCAGAGCAUCGUCAUCCCGGCCGACACCUUCCGCGUGCUGCCUUGCCGGCCGCGCUCCAAGCUGGCGCGGAGGCUGUGGCGCUCCAGCGACGCGUCGGGCCGCUCGCAUUACCCCGGCGCGGAGGGGGGCCUGGCGGUGGUGGCUCGGGCGGGCGGCCGGGAGACCUACGAGUGCUGGUCGCUGGAGGGGGGCUUCCGGCAGCUGCUGGCCAACUACUGCGUGCGCGGCCGGGAACUCGGCCCCCCGCGGCUCGCCGCCGACACCUACUGGAGCCAGCUGGUGGCCGCGUGCGCCCUGCUGGCCUUCUCCCCGCUGCUCUUUGCGCUCUUUGUCAUCUACGGGCACCGCCGGCGCGCCAAGGGGAGCGGGGGCCCCGCCGCGCCGCCCGAGAGGCCCCCGUCGGCGGCCGAGCCCCCCGGGAAUUUGCCGGCCGACCGCGGGGGCCCCCGGCGCCCGUCGCCGGACGGCGGCGAGAGCUUCUCCGAGUCGGUCUCCGCCGCCGCCCCGCGGCCUCGCGUCAGACUGGCCCCCGAGAUCAGGGACUCGCUGGUGUAAAGCCAAACGAAAGGGACGCAAAGCCCUCCGAGGCGAGCGGACUUCUCGCGAGGUGUCAAGCCAAGAGGACAAGUGAGAGCUCAGACGUUGCGUUUCUUGCUUUGGGACUCCGAUGUGGUCCGGGGAAAGGGAGGAUUAUCCCCAGCGGAGGCGCGGCCACUCUCCAGGAAUGAAAGGCGCAUCUCCAGGCGCAAGCGAGAGUGGCGUCGGCACUUUAGACCGGA